AUGAAUUCUGUUUCACCUUCUACAUAUCCCUCUGGGAAAACAUCCCCAGCACCAGCUGAAACCCCUAAGACUGAAUACAGUGAAUAUGAAUUCUCCAACGACGUGGCCGUGGUGGGAAUGGCCUGCCGUGUGGCAGGAGGCAACCACAGCCCCGAGCUUCUCUGGCAAUCGCUCCUCAGUCAGAAAAGUGCAGUGAGUGAGAUCCCACCGAUGCGCUGGGAGCCUUACUAUCGCCGGGAUCCACGAAAUGCAAAAGAGCUCAAGAAGACGACAUCGCGUGGUUAUUUCCUGGACCGCCUGGAGGACUUUGACUGUCAGUUCUUCGGCAUCUCCCCUAAAGAGGCCGAGCAGAUGGAUCCCCAACAGCGAGUCUCGCUAGAGGUGGCCUCUGAAGCACUUGAGGAUGCCGGCAUUCCUGCCAAGAGCCUGUCUGGGAGCGACACGGCGGUCUUCUGGGGUGUCAACUCGGACGACUACUCCAAGCUAGUGCUGGAGGAUCUGCCGAAUGUCGAGGCCUGGAUGGGCAUAGGCACCGCAUACUGUGGCGUGCCCAACCGCAUUUCUUACCACCUCAACCUGAUGGGACCCAGCAGCGCCGUGGAUGCGGCCUGUGCUUCGUCCCUCGUCGCCAUCCAUCAUGGUGUUCAGGCCAUCCGGUUGGGGGAAUCAAAGGUGGCUAUUGUUGGAGGCGUCAAUGCCCUCUGUGGACCGGGACUGACCCGCGUCCUCGACAAAGCCGGGGCCAUCUCGUCUGAUGGAUCUUGCAAGUCCUUCGAUGAUGACGCCCAUGGGUACGCUAGAGGUGAAGGCGCCGGCGCCCUCGUCCUCAAAAGUCUACACCGUGCAUUGCUUGACCAUGAUAAUGUCUUGGCCGUUAUCAAGGGCAGUGCAGUAGCCCAGGAUGGGAAGACGAACGGCAUCAUGGCCCCCAAUGCCAAAGCGCAACAGUUAGCAGCGCGGACUGCUCUUACCGUUGCGGGUGUCGAUCCUAGCACCGUGCGAUAUGUGGAAGCUCAUGCCACGUCUACGCCCUUGGGCGACCCAACUGAAAUAUCAGCCAUUGCAGGCGUCUACGGAACUGACCGUCACGCCGACGACCCGUGCUACAUUGGGUCCGUCAAGCCCAAUAUUGGUCACCUGGAGGCUGGUGCAGGAGUUAUGGGCUUUAUAAAAGCAAUCCUGACUAUCCAAAAGGGCAUCCUGCCGCCCCAGGCCAACUUGACAAAGCUCAAUAGCCGAAUUGACUGGGACAAGGCCGGCGUGAAGGUCGUUCAGGAGGCCACCCCGUGGCCCUCCUCAGACCCCAUUCGGCGAGCAGGUGUUUGCUCGUAUGGCUACGGAGGAACCGUUUCUCACGCAGUCAUCGAGGAGUUCAGUCAUGUCCUACAGCCAGAUCCCCUGGAUGAUGGAGCAGUGACUGGACCAGGCCUCUUGUUAUUGUCAGGGCCCCAAGAAAAACGGCUAGCCCUGCAGGCCAAAACGUUGCGCGAGUGGAUGACCGCUGAAGGAAAAGACCAUAAUCUGAGUGAAGUUCUCACGACUUUGGCUACGCGACGAGAUCACCAUGACUACCGAGCAGCGCUUGUAGUUGACGGCCAUCUUGAUGCUACCCAAGUCCUACAAGCAUUGGUCAAUGGAGUCAACCAUCCUUUCACGACUCAGAGCCGUGUGUUGGGCGCAGACAUCAGCAAGGACGUUGUCUGGGUGUUUUCCGGGCACGGUGCGCAGUGGCCAGACAUGGGCAAGCAACUGAUUCACAAUCCUGUAUUCUCCGCAGCCAUCCAGCCACUCGAUGAGCUGAUCCAAGCUGAGAUUGGCCUAUCACCCAUCGAGCUGCUCCGGACAGGCGAUUUUGAGUCGUCUGAUCGGGUUCAAAUCCUGACCUAUCUCAUGCAAAUCGGACUUAGUGCCGUGCUGCAGAGCAAUGGCAUCACUCCACAGGCCGUGAUCGGCCACUCAGUGGGCGAAAUCGCGGCCAGUGUUGUGGCUGGGGCUUUAUCCCCAGCAGAGGGUGCACUUAUCGUGACUCGCAGAGCGUUAUUAUACCGACAGGUCAUGGGCAAGGGCGGUAUGAUUCUUGUCAACCUUCCUAGUGGCGAGGCUGAGAAGAUAUUGGGUCCCCGACAGGACCUGGUUGUGGCCAUCGAUUCAUCGCCUUCUUCCUGCGUGGUGGCUGGAGACAAGGAGAUAGUGGCUGAGACAGCAGAAGCCUUCAAGGCACGCGGCGUUAAGACAUUCACCGUUAAGAGCGACAUUGCCUUCCAUAGUCCAACCCUGAAUGGCCUCAUAGAUCCUCUGCGAGAUGCGCUCGGACAGGCUUUGGCCCCCACGAGUCCCACCAUCAAGCUGUAUUCCACCGCACUGGUCGACCCUCGCGGCCAGGACCUGCGCGACGUGGAAUACUGGACCGGCAACAUGGUCAACCGCGUGCGUCUCACCCGGGCCGUCCAGGCGGCCGUUGAGGACGGAUAUCGCCUCUUCCUAGAAGUCUCAACCCAUCCAGUGGUGUCUCACUCCAUCAAUGAGACGCUAAUGGACGCAGGCAUGGAGGAUUUUGCGGUCAUUCCGACUCUCCUUCGCCAAAAGCCGAUCGAGAAGCAUAUCCUGCACAGCAUCGCACAGCUUCACUGUCGCGGCGCGGAAGUGAACUGGGCGGCGCAGAUGCCUGGACGCUGGGCCACCGGACUGCCUACGACAACCUGGAUGCAUAAGCCCAUCUGGCGCAAGGUAGAGACGGCGCCCCUCAAUACUGGCCUCACGCAUGAUGUCGAGAAGCACACGCUUCUAGGACAGCGUAUUGCAGUGCCUGGAACCGACACAUUCGUCUACACUACCCGGCUGGACAACGAAACGAAGCCCUUCCCCGGCAGCCAUCCCCUGCACGGCACCGAGAUCGUGCCAGCAGCGGGUCUUAUUAAUACCUUCUUGAAGGGCACCGGUGCCCAGAUGCUCCAGAACGUGGUGCUCCGCGUUCCUGUCGCCAUCAAUGCGCCACGGUCCGUCCAGGUCGUGGUGCAACAGGAUCAGGUCAAGGUCGUUUCCCGCCUGAUUCCGAGCGAGCCUUCGCUGUCGGAUGACGAUGCCUCCUGGGUCACUCACACCACUGCAUAUUGGAACCGGAAGGUUCUGAGUCCAGUAGAUCGCAUCGACCUCGCCGCCGUCAAAGCGCGACUGGUCACCAAACUUCCAGACAACUUUUCAAUUGACUACUUGGACAAGGUAGGUGUCUCAGCCAUGGGAUUCCCCUGGGCGGUAACAGAGCACUACCGCAAUACCAAGGAGAUGCUGGCGCGCGUUGAUGUCAAUCCCGCAGUCCUCGGGGAUUCGUCCCUGCCCUGGGAUUCUUCCUCCUGGGCUCCAAUUCUCGAUGCUGCCACCUCCGUCGGCUCUACUGUCUUCCAAACAGCUGCACUGCGGAUGCCGGCCCAGAUCGAGCGUGUGGAGAUAUUCACCUUGGAGGAUCCGCCUAAGAUCAGCUGGCUCUUCGUCGAGGAGGCCUCCGACGCAGUGCCCACCUCUCACGUUAGCGUGCUGAGUGAUACGGGUGAGGUCCUCGCAAAGUUCACGGCCAUGCGUUUCUCUGAGAUUGAAGGAACCCCCGGCGUAAGUGGCAGCAUGGAGAGUCUCGUGCAUCAAAUCGCCUGGCCACCGGCCACCCCGGCCGAAGAGCCUUUGCCCAUCACGACGGUGAUUAUGGUCUCGCCCGAUGCUGCCACCUUGGCCAACUAUGCCGCGAGUCUGCCGACCCAGAUUCAAUCCUUCCAGUUCUCCAGCACAGAGGACUUCUUCAGCAACGCUCCAUCCCUCCCACUCGAGAAGGGAACCGUCGUGGCCUACAUCCCCGGCGAGGUCGCCUCGCUGGCAGAGAUUCCCGCUGCAUCCGAGUCGUUCACUUGGAACCUGCUCGAACUGAUCAAAUUCAUUGUCAAUGGCUCACUGCCCAUCAAAGUCUUCACACUCACUGCGAACGUGGGCGAUGGUCAAACUGCCACUGCCCUGGCCCAAUCCCCGUUGUUUGGACUGGCGCGGAUCAUCGCUAGUGAGCACCCCGAUCUGGGAUCCCUCAUCGACAUUGAAGAGCCCAUAAUCCCCCUCUCCACGAUGAGAUACAUCCACGGCGCCGACAUCAUCCGAAUUAGCGACGGAAUCGCCCGCACCUCGCGGUUCCGCAGCCUACCGCGCAGCAAGCUGCGCCCUGUCAGCGACGGUCCUCGCCUGCUUCCUCGCGCCGAGGGCACGUAUCUCAUCACUGGUGGUCUCGGAAUACUCGGACUCGAGGUGGCCGACUUCCUGGUCGAGAAAGGAGCCAGACGUCUACUGCUCAUCUCGCGACGUGCUCUUCCGCCUCGCCGCAGUUGGGACCAGGUCAGCACGGAUCUCCAGCCUACCAUUGCCAAGAUCCGCCUCCUGGAGAGUCGCGGUGCCUCCGUCCAUGUCCUCCCCCUAGACAUCACCAAGUCGGAUGCAGUGGAGCAGCUGUCAACGGCCCUAGACCGCCUCGCCCUCCCUGCAGUCCAGGGUAUCGUCCAUGCCGCCGGUGUCCUAGAUAACGAGCUGGUAAUGCAAACCACACGCGAUGCCUUCAACCGGGUUCUCGCGCCCAAAAUUGCGGGCGCACUAGCCUUGCAUGAAGUCUUCCCCCCGAAGAGUGUUGAUUUCUUCAUCAUGUUUUCCUCUUGCGGAAACCUAGUCGGGUUUACUGGCCAAGCCUCUUACGGCAGCGGCAACGCCUUCUUGGAUACACUGGCCACGCACCGGGCGCGCCUGGGCGACUCGGUCGUGUCCUUCCAGUGGACGUCGUGGCGGGGCCUAGGUAUGGGCGCCAGCACGGACUUCAUUAACGCGGAGUUGGAAUCCAAGGGGAUCACAGAUAUCACGCGCGAUGAGGCUUUUUCUGCCUGGCAGCAUCUCGCCAAGUAUGAUAUGGACCACGGAGUUGUCUUGCGAAGUCGUGCCUUUGAGGACGGGGAGCCGGUGCCGGUGUCUAUCCUCAAUGAUAUUGCGGUGCGUCGUGUGGGCGCACUGUCUGGUAACGCGCCGGUUGUUGCAAGUUCCAAUGGCAGUGAUGCGGUGCCUUCAUCAGGACCGGAGCUCAAGACGUACCUGGAUGAGAAGAUCCGGGGCUGCGUGGCCAAGGUGUUGCAGAUGACAGCUGAGGAUGUGGAUUCGAAGGCAGCCCUCGCUGAUCUAGGUGUAGACUCGGUCAUGACGGUCACUUUGCGUCGCCAGCUGCAGCAGACGCUCAAGGUUGCGGUGCCUCCGACUUUGACGUGGAGUCACCCAACUGUCAGUCAUCUAGUGGUGUGGUUUGCGGAGAAGAUUGGAAAUUAG
This is a messenger RNA of Penicillium psychrosexuale, 5331 nucleotides long. Its product is annotated as type I polyketide synthase. Gene Ontology annotation, molecular function: 3-oxoacyl-[acyl-carrier-protein] synthase activity; phosphopantetheine binding; fatty acid synthase activity. Gene Ontology annotation, biological process: secondary metabolite biosynthetic process; fatty acid biosynthetic process. NCBI's taxonomy places the organism in Eukaryota, Fungi, Ascomycota, Eurotiomycetes, Eurotiales, Aspergillaceae. Bases 1 to 5331 code for a protein of 1776 amino acids. The transcript has 2 exons. The record is from RefSeq and is a predicted model, not a curated record.